AUGCAACAAUCACUUGAUUUAUCAAAUAAUCGUCAAAUAGAACCAGUACCAAUAUCAGUUAUAGUAACGAGAACAACUUCAACCGGUGAAAAUGUCUGUGAGUCAAAUAGAAAUGAAAUACGAGCAUUUGAUAAUGGUAUACGUAAAAAAUAUAAUGGUCAAGCAUGGCAUCGUCUUUGUUCACUGGCAACAUGUGAUCGAUAUAGUCAAGGGAAUAAAUAUCAUUUAUGUUACAAUCAUUUUAUUGAACAAAUACAAAUGAAAACGAAUGAUGAUAAUACAAAAGAAAAUGAACAACAUUAUGUUCGAAGUGUCACUGAUGUUAUAACUAAGCUCAAACGUAAAAACCGAAAGAAUGUUGUAGAACCGGUGGCGAAACGGCGAGCAAAAACAUUAGUUGAUUCAACUGAACAUUUUAGAAACAAUAAUAAUCAUGUUUUAGGAUCGAAAACAGUAGAAAGCAACAAAAUGUUUGAAAGGCCAUUUAUCUUUAAACCUAAAUCACAUUUGAUAAAAUCCUUAAGCAUAUCAUCAACAAAUACAUUAGUGAGUAAAUCAGUCGACGCGCAUUUUGGAAAUCGUCAACGCACAGAACCGAAAUUUUUAUUAAAACAAUCACCAGCGCCGUUACCGGUGUGUAGAUCUUUAUCCAAAACAAAAAGAGAUACCAAACACGAAGAAUCUAAUAAUGCCACAUCACAAGGCUAUUUUGAAGGAAAUAAACGAAAUCCAUAUGCUUCGUACAAUGAAAAGAAAAUAUUAGCAAAAAAAGCAAACAUUUCAGCAAUAACAGAUUCGUUAAUAAAUGAACAGAUUAAACAUAGAAAAACAGCAUGUAUUCACCAACAAAAGAAUAAAAAUUCUGUCAAACAACGAAAAACGACAUCAGAAAUAGAAAAAGCAACGAUAGCAAUACAAACCCAUGAUUCUCAUGAUUUUGAAAAAGAUGAGAUACCAUUAUUCAAACGUCUUAAAAUUCGUAAUGAAGAAAUUGUCCCGAAACAAGUUACUGACAGAACUAGUACAUUUUCAAACAAUGAUGAACAGCCAGAUAUUAAUACAAAUUCGAACAGUGAUAACCAUGACGUUGAAGAUACGAAAUCAAAUGGUUUCGAAAUGGUUGGAUGGACUCACGCGACCAGCACAUCAUUGACAAAAACGAAUAUUGAUGAAAUGAUUUCAUACACUGAACAAAAAAAAAUAUUCAUAUCACAAAGCAAUUUGACGAUUGAACAAAUGUUUAAACUUGAAGAAUUUCUAACAAAGUUUCAAAUACCGAAUCCAUUAUCUGAAGUAAUUGACGAUAAAAUAACGCAUUUAAUAACGGAUGAAAUUGUUGAUCAACCAUUAGUUUGCACAUUGACAAAAAAUGUUAUUCAGGCAAUUGUACGACACAUUAACGUUAUUUCUUAUCGAUGGAUUAUCGAAUGUUUAAAACAAGAACGAAUAAUUGAUUGGAAAGAUUUUGAAAUUUACGGUGAUACGUCAAUAUCCCAUCAACACUAUGGACCGCGUACAUCUAGAACAAAUCAAUUGCAAAAUAAACGAUUAUUUCCAUCGAAUUUUUUUGUUAAACUUUGUACUAGUGGCUGUUUGGAAAUGGACUCUGAGGAAUUAGGUGAAUUGGUUUGGUUAUCAGGUGGCAUAUUUUUACAUCAAAGCACAUUUCCUCAUACAGUAUUUGAGCGAUAUUGCAUUGUACUAGUGGACGAUGAAAAUAUAAAAAAUAAACAUGGUUACGAAGAUGGAGUAAGAAAGGGUAUCAAAUUUUUACGCCCAAGAUGGUUGAUUGAUUCCUGUGUUCAACAACGAAUACAAGAUUUUGGAAAAUAUAAUUGUAUACCAACAUUUAAAUGUCAGAAUUUAAGCUGA
Messenger RNA from Didymodactylos carnosus, 1872 nucleotides. Lineage: Eukaryota; Metazoa; Rotifera; Eurotatoria; Philodinida; Philodinidae. The record is from the annotation of a GenBank genome assembly.